GUGUGUGUGUGUGUGUGUGUGUGUGUGUGUGUGUGUUUGGCAAGAGUAGGAUGACAGUGGUUGGACUGCAGUCAACAUUAGAAAUGUAAGAGGAAAAUCAAGAGGAUACUGGGAGAGUCACCACUCUGGACAGCAGAUCACGACGUGUCAGCCCAACAGGCAGGUGCCUCAGGUGUCCAGAUGAGGGAGUGGACUGAAGCAGAGAUGGCCAUGUCAGGCGGCAGCUACCUGUCCUCUGACGGCUACAGCAUCUCCGAGCCACUGCAGUACUAUGAUGUUCUUGUGGAUCCGCUGGGUUACCCUUUCCAGGAGUCCGAGCUUCCGGCCUUCCCGUUCAGCCAGCAGCAGUACAACCCCGUCAACGUUCAGUUCUCCGUCUACGGACCUCCGAACACGCAGCCCUGCAGCGCCCCCUACCCCUGCGGCUCCCCGGGCCCCGACUUCAACUGUGACCCUGACCUGGAAGUAGUUCCGGCCCAGGGACGGGCCAUGUUGAGCGGGCACCCCCUGAUGAAGAGGCCCAGGUUGGGCCCGGGGGCUCGGGUGAGGGGUCAGGAUGAGCUGUGUGUGGUGUGUGGGGACAAGGCCUCAGGGUACCACUACAAUGCCCUCACCUGUGAGGGUUGCAAAGGCUUCUUCAGGCGCAGUGUGACCAAGAAGGCGGUGUACCGCUGCAAGAGUGGCGGGACCUGUGAGAUGGACAUGUACAUGCGCCGGAAGUGCCAGGACUGCCGGCUGAGGAAGUGCCGCGCUGUUGGCAUGCUGGCCGAAUGUCUGCUGACGGAGGUGCAGUGCCAGUCGAAGAGGCUGAGGAAGGGCAGCAAACACAGGGGAGGCCUGACCUCCAGCCUCACCGCAGAGGAGGACGACAGCUCAGAGAGCCGCGGGGUCAGCUCCACCAGCAGACUAGCAGCACGGGUGCCCUCUGGGAUAUCGAGAGACCAGAAGUGUAUACUAGACAGAAUUGUGGAGUCCCAUCGUCGAUACAGGACACAGGAUAACGUACAAUAUAGGGUGUCCGAGUGGUUGAGUGUGGGGCACGGGGACAAAAUGAGUGAUCUGACCUCAUCCCAGUGUCAGAGGCUGCUACAGUUCCUCAAGAGUGUGCCUGGGUUCGAGUACCUGGACUGCACAGACCAGAACACACUUCUCUCCAGUGCCUCUGUUGAGAUCAUGUUCCUGCUCUCUGCACAGCAGUUCACAGAGAGCCCAUCGGCGUGUAAUGCGGCACUUUACCCCGUGAACAUCAGCAUCUCAAACCAUGGUUGGAUGAAAGCCAUAGAUCCAAAGGACAGAGGCAGCAGUGUGGCUGUUUCAGAGGCGAGUGAGGACCUGCUUGCUCCAGUUCUGAACUUCUUCCAUAGCAUGGCAUCUUUAGGAGUGACAGAGGCUGAGUAUGCACUUCUCACGGCUACAUCAAUUCUGUGUUCAGACAGGCCUCUGCUGCGAGCGGUGGAUCGAGUGGAAAGCCUCCAGGAACACGUUCUUGACCUGCUGUCUCGACUCUGCUCCAACCAGAGCCCGGGUCGCGACCUCCGGCGCUUUGCCAGGUUGCUGGGAAGGCUGACGGAGUUACGGACGGUCUGCCACAACCACAUCACCGUGCUGCCUCAGCAAACCUGGCACAUGUAACCAUGAGUGCGAGGGAGAGAUAGACAGACAGAAAGAGAGAGAGAGAGAGAGAGAGAGAGAGAGAGAGAGAGAGAGAGAGAGAAUGAGGAAGUUUGGAAAGGAGUGAGACUAACACAGAAAGAGAUCUGCCAGAAAGAUUUUUCAAAUGAGCCUAUAGGUUCUGUGUGUACUGUACAUAGAAAAUUCCAGUCAAAACAUACUUUAAGUAUAAUAUAAAGUAUCUUUAAAGUCAGUUUAGCAGGCAUGUUUUUUAUUGUGAUGAGUAUGUGACUCAAAAAAUAAAAACUUAUUUUUAACAA
Molecule: messenger RNA, 1931 nt
Organism: Clupea harengus (Atlantic herring)
Lineage: Eukaryota; Metazoa; Chordata; Actinopteri; Clupeiformes; Clupeidae
Gene: nr1h5
Product: nuclear receptor subfamily 1, group H, member 5
Biological process (GO): negative regulation of inflammatory response; positive regulation of transcription by RNA polymerase II; cell differentiation
Cellular component (GO): RNA polymerase II transcription regulator complex
Molecular function (GO): zinc ion binding; nuclear receptor activity; RNA polymerase II cis-regulatory region sequence-specific DNA binding
Source: RefSeq, a predicted model, not a curated record